AUGACUGGCGGUUUCGAGACACCACCUUCGCAAUGCGUAGGCCCUGAGUACCGCCCGGCUACUCAGAAGCCAACGGCCACAGUCUCCAAACCUCUGGACCAAGUGCCAAACAUUCAUAUCCUGCCUCAAACCCCUCAGCUGAUAGCGCUGCUAACCAUGAUUCGCGACAAGAACACAGGUCGUGCCGACUUCAUUUUCUACUCUAACCGUAUCAUCCGUCUCCUGGUUGAGGAAGGACUCAACCACCUUCCUGUUGUAGGUCACGAGAUCACUACGCCAGUGGGGCGGACGUAUGCUGGUGUCAAGUUUGAAGGCAAGAUCUGCGGUGUCUCGAUCAUGCGAGCUGGAGAAUCCAUGGAGCAGGGUUUGAGGGACUGCUGCAGGUCGGUUAGGAUUGGCAAGAUCUUGAUCCAGAGAGACGAGGAGACGAGCCAACCGAAGCUCUUUUACGAUAAGCUACCCGAGGAUAUCGCGGAUCGAUGGGUACUGCUGCUGGAUCCCAUGCUGGCAACCGGAGGCUCUGCUCUCAUGGCCGUUGAGGUACUCAAGUCGCGCGGUGUGCCCGAGGAGCACAUUCUCUUCCUCAACCUCAUCGCCAGCCCGGAAGGCGCGAAGAGGUUUGCCGAGCAGGUGCCCAAGGUCCGAGUAGUGACGGCAUUUGUUGACCAGGGUCUGGACGAGAAGAACUACAUUGUCCCGGGUCUUGGUGACUUUGGAGAUCGCUUCUACACUUUGUAG
Messenger RNA from Ascochyta rabiei, 738 nucleotides. RefSeq names its product Uracil phosphoribosyltransferase. Bases 1 to 738 code for a protein of 245 amino acids. The transcript has 3 exons. The record is from RefSeq and is a predicted model, not a curated record. Lineage: Eukaryota; Fungi; Ascomycota; Dothideomycetes; Pleosporales; Didymellaceae.